UUCUUCAAUUUACUCCUCACUCUCACACACGUUUCCAUUAUUCUCUCUCUUUCUCCCAAUUAAUUUCUCACCAAUAACACAACUCCACAUCACUCACCAAUGGCCGACGCCACCGUGCCGGAGACCGACUCCGGUGGUGCCAAUUCCUCGUCUUCCUCCUCCUCCUCCUCCUCCACUUCAUGUUCCAUCUCACCCUCAUCGAAACUUCGGCUGAAGCGUGAUCGAGAAAGUAGCAACAAUAGUCGCCACCCAAGUUACCGCGGCGUCCGAAUGAGGGCGUGGGGCAAAUGGGUGUCGGAAAUUCGAGAGCCGAAGAAGAAGAGUCGGAUCUGGCUCGGCACAUUCGCCACGCCGGAUAUGGCGGCACGUGCUCACGACGUAGCUGCCCUCACUAUCAAAGGCAAUUCCGCCAUCCUCAAUUUUCCUGAACUCGCCGCCUCAUUACCUCGCCCCGCCUCCUCGUCCCCUCGUGACGUUCAAUCCGCCGCCGCUCUUGCCGCUUCAAUGCAACUUCCUGACGUCAUCUCAUCUCCACCGCCACCGCCACCACCACCCUCAUCGCCUCCUUUUUCGUCGUCGCCCGAGUUGGACGAGUCGACGCCGGAGGAACUAAGUGAAAUUGUGGAGUUGCCGAGUUUGGGAACGGGGUACGAGAAAUCGGUCGAAUCGGUGACCGAGUUCGUGUUUGACGAGUGGCAAUAUAGCUAUGGGCCAUGGGAUCAAGAAAAUAAAAGCUCAAAAGAAGAAGAAGAAGAAGCUUAUGAGUACUUUAUAGAUCAAAUGGCAAUGGCGGAAAGAGAGUGUGUGAUUCCCACUGCAUUAUUUCAACCUUUACCUUUCUCGUGGUAACAUUAAAUUGAUAUCACUUCUUUACAAACUGGGUUGUGAAUUUGUUGUGUGAUUUUCUCUCUCUUCAAUUUUUUUUUUAAGAUAUAUAUUUAAUUAAAUUAAAUGUGAAGUCCUUUUACAAUUUUUUUAAAGGGGCUAAGAAAUUUAAAUUAGGGAUCUUGUCUUGGUGAGUGUUUUCUUCUCUGUGUUUCCAGUUCCAUUUCCUCUCUCUAUUCAGUUAACCAUUUUUUUUUUU
This is a messenger RNA of Benincasa hispida (wax gourd), 1084 nucleotides long. The record is from RefSeq and is a predicted model, not a curated record. NCBI's taxonomy places the organism in Eukaryota, Viridiplantae, Streptophyta, Magnoliopsida, Cucurbitales, Cucurbitaceae.